CGAUUCACGUUGAAACUGGUUCUCAAUACAAAAGUCCUGAACCGGUUUGGGUAAGGUCCAGCCGGUUGGACCCAAACCGGUUUUCUUUAGAAUCGGACCAAGUUAUUGAACCGAUUUGGAGCAUUGAUAAGUUGCUAAUCGUUCUGCUGAUUGAACACUCCAAUGGAAGCUAUCGAUAUGUCAGAGACUCUGAGGGUACUCGAUUCUUCACUUUCUCGAACCAAUUGGCGUCUCAAAACUUCCUCAAAGCGCCGUCUCGAGACAGAUAUUCUGGCAUUAUGCACGGGGAUGAGACCGGUAAUAAUGAUAGAUUACGGUGGAAAGAUGCCCGAACUUAGAGACCGACUAUGUGCAUUUCUCAAGUUUAGCCAAGAGGAGUCUUCUAUCUUUGAGAAUUUACGGGUCAUGGUUAUUGAAGAUAUGAUAUAUUUGAUAUGUGUCAGAGAGCUUGCAGAGCUUAUUAAAUUAACGAUUAACAAAGAACUGGAACUGUAUUUUGUUGAUCUUGAACAGGAUCCACCGAAGAUGGUAACUGAGGUCGAAAAGAUUUCCGUAGGUGCACAAUUUAUAUCACUCCAGAAGCUAUUCUUUUCAGUCUUCUGUGAUGAUGCAACAACGGAUGAUGUUUCUGAUUGUCGCCUUCGUGUUAAUAAUCAGCCUUCAGACUUCAUCGAUCUGAGUCAUUUUAUGCAAGAUACGCCUGUCACUGUGCCAACUUUGAACGGGUGGCUUCUUGGUUACCCUGUGGUGUAUAUAUUUGGCAAGGACCAUAUACAAGAUGCUGUAUAUAAUCUUUCCACCAAAUCGCUAAAUCUUUUCAACAUUUUUGUACGCAGGAACAGUAGCUCCAGUAAAAAACCUCCACAAGAAGAAUUAAUGAGUUUCUCAGUACCUUAUGAACUGAGCAUAGACGGUGAUAAGGAAGCGUGGGCCGAGGCAUUUCUGGCUCGCAUGAAGGUCAGGUGGGAAAAUUGCAAACAUGUUUGGGGGACGUUGCGAAUGGAGGUUAAUGCUACUUACCCACAAGCAAUUGCAUUGUAACCAUUGUAAAUUCUCGUGUUAUUUUGAACUCCUUUUUAGAAUGUUGUUCAGUUCGCAUAGGUUAGUAAUGAUCACCAUGUUAGUUUUUAUAGUUGUAUCCCUUUAUGUCUAAAGGGUAAAAUACUAGAAGUCAUUUCAUAUAAUGAGCAAAUUUAUAAUUUGUAUUAAUAUAGGGGUUCAACUUA
This is a messenger RNA of Helianthus annuus (common sunflower), 1226 nucleotides long. RefSeq lists its product as uncharacterized. Lineage: Eukaryota; Viridiplantae; Streptophyta; Magnoliopsida; Asterales; Asteraceae. The transcript has 7 exons. The coding region runs from base 163 to 1041 and encodes 292 amino acids. The record is from RefSeq and is a predicted model, not a curated record.